This is a messenger RNA of Lindgomyces ingoldianus, 2443 nucleotides long. Its product is annotated as acyltransferase ChoActase/COT/CPT. Gene Ontology annotation, cellular component: mitochondrion; peroxisome. Gene Ontology annotation, molecular function: carnitine O-acetyltransferase activity. The record is from RefSeq and is a predicted model, not a curated record. Gene Ontology annotation, biological process: carnitine metabolic process. NCBI's taxonomy places the organism in Eukaryota, Fungi, Ascomycota, Dothideomycetes, Pleosporales, Lindgomycetaceae. The transcript has 4 exons. The coding region runs from base 193 to 2028 and encodes 611 amino acids.
UAGAAUCAGCGUCACCUUCGCCGAGGGAUCUGCUGAAACUCCUAAAUACCCUGCCCGGCCCUAGACCUUUUUUUCUCGUCUUCUUCACAAACAUCUUUGCAGAUGUUCAGUGCAGUAGCACGAGUGCGAGCACCGGCCGCCUCCCUCCUUCGCACACGACUACUCCCCCAGCAGGCACACAAGAUUGCAGCCAUGGCGCCCACCAACUUGAGACGGCAGCAGUCGUCGCUGCCCGCAGGCUACAAAGAAGACCACAGCAAAGGUGCCAUGCUGCGAUUCGAGGAUUCGUUGCCCCGGCUGCCCGUGCCGACUCUCGAGGAAACCGCCAAGCGAUAUCUGAAAUCCGUCCACCCGCUACUCUCCAAGACCGAGUUUGAAGCCACCACGAAAGCUGUCAAUGAGUUUGUAGCACCUGGCGGCCCCGGAGAGGAGCUCCAGAGGCGCUUGGUUGCGCGCAGAGAGCAACCAGAGACGCGCAAUUGGAUAUCGGAGUGGUGGAAUGAGGCGGCGUACAUGGGCUAUCGUGACCCCGUGGUCCCCUAUGUUAGCUACUUCUACUCGCAUCGUGAUGACAGAAAGCGGAGGAACCCCGCCAAGCGCGCUGCAGCCAUGGCUACUGCGGUUCUGGAGUUUAAAAAAGCCGUCGAUGGUGGUAGCUUGGAGCCUGAGUACAUGAAGAAGCUUCCAAUGGCCAUGAACUCGUAUGAAUGGAUGUUCAAUUGCUGCCGUGUGCCAAAGAAGCCGGCCGAUACCAGCGUCAAAUAUCCCUUCAAGGAGAACCCCCAUAUUGUAGUCGUAAGGAAGAACCAGUUCUGGAAGCUCCCACAUGAGGUUGGGGGUAAACAACUCACCACUAGCGAGCUAGAACUGCAGUUCAAACGCAUCUACGAGAACGCAGAGAAGAGCCCCGCUGUCGGCUUCCUCACGUCCCAGAACAGAGACGUUUGGGCAGAGGUGUAUCCCCGUCUGAAAGCCGCCUCAGGCAUGAACGCCGCAUCGGUGGAAGCCAUCGAAUCCGCCUCGUUCCUCAUCUGCUUAGACGACGCCUCCCCGAUAACUCUCGAAGAGCGCGCACGCCAAUACUGGCAUGGCGACGGCUCCAAUCGCUGGUACGACAAGCCCCUCCAAUUCAUCAUCAACGACAACGGCACAUCGGGCUUUAUGGGCGAGCACUCACUGAUGGACGGGACACCAACACACCGCCUCAACGACCACGCCAACAUGCUCAUCUUCUCGAACGCCCUCCCUUUUGAUGACCCCACAAUUCGCUCUAACCUCCCCAACCCAACCCCCCUUCGCUUCACCAUCACCCCCGAACUCCAAAAAGACAUCGAUGCCGCCCAAGCACACUUCAACGGGCAAAUCGGCGCGCACGAACUCCGCGUCCAGGCCUACCAAGGCUACGGCAAAGGCCUCAUCAAGAAAUUCAAAUGCAGUCCCGACGCAUACGUGCAAAUGAUCAUCCAACUCGCGUACCACAAAUUCUACGGUAAAAAUCGACCAACCUACGAAUCCGCCUCUACAAGGCGUUUCCAGGAAGGACGCACCGAAACGUGUCGCACGGUAUCCGACGAAAGCGUAGCUUUCUGCGCGGCCAUGGCGGACCACAGCAUCCCGGCGGAGAAAUGCCAGCAGUUGUUCCGCGACGCGUUGAACGCACAUGUGAAGUACAUCACCGACGCGUCCGACGGUCGUGGCGUAGAUCGCCAUCUAUUCGGCCUGAAGAAAUGUCUCAAAGACGGCGAGCCCGUGCCAGCGCUCUACCAAGACCCCGCAUUCAGCUACAGUUCCACAUGGUUUAUCUCCAGCUCGCAGCUGAGUAGUGAGUAUUUCAACGGAUAUGGUUGGAGUCAGGUGGUGGAUGAUGGGUGGGGCAUUGCGUAUAUGAUUAAUGAGAAUAGUAUUCAGUUCAAUGUUUGUAGUAAGGGGCUGGGCUCGGAUAAAAUGAGUUUCUAUCUCAACGAAGCCGCGGGCGAUAUCCGGGACCUGAUGCUUCCGACCCUGGAAGCUCCGAAGGCGAAGUUAUGAACGCUUGCCGCCCCACUUCCCCUUCCCCCCCAAAUCCAUUUCAAUGCAUCUUGUACAUACGAGAAGCUCGGAGAUCCUAAGGUACAGGGAAGCAUCGACAUGUACUCCCAUAACAUCCAUGGGCUCUCCUUGUCGCGCUUCCUAGACCCCUUUUCCCCGUUUCCGAUAUUUUUUUGACUUGCUCUUUUGGAAGAUGCACGUUUGAUAGUUUUCAUGGUUGAUGCUUGUCGCCCUUGCUAGCUGGAGGUACAGGUGCAGGUGGAAGUGCGUUUUUAAGAGGCGAUGGGAUGCAUGUGUGUGCUACUGAUUAGUUCUUUAUCAAAGCUGUCUAGUGUGUGUAGGUGUAGGUGUAGGUGUGUCAGUGGCAGUCUAAAAAUCUUAGAGUAGAAACGUAGAGUAGAGUAGAAUGUACCAC